GCCGCCGUCGCCGGGAUGCUUCGCGGGCUCGUCGCCUUCUCCGACCGGGGCAUCUUUCUGGGCCGGAGCCUGGCGCCGCUCCUGGCCGCCCCUUCGCGGGGCCGUAAGACGCGCCACGACCCCAAGGCCAAAUCCAAAGCCGGCAGGAUCAAGGUGCCGCCGCCCGUCGACCCGGCCGAGCUGCUGGUGGUGCUGGGCCGCUACGAGCGCUAUAGGCGGGUAAUGACCGCUCUCAGAGGCGAGUUCAAAGAAGAGGUGCUGCGGAAACAUUAUGCAGAGAAAUAUGGGGAAGUGUGGAAGCAGAGAGAGGAGGCUGCAAACAAGGAGCAUCAACAGCUGAUGGCCUGGAAUGACGCAGAGAACAGGCGUCUACAGGAACGGAGGAAGGAGCGCCUCCGAAAGGAAGAAGCAGCUGAUGAAGAACGCCGACUGCGAGGAGCCCAGAACCGGGCUACCUAUAUGGAAGAAAUUCUCAAGGAGAAGGAGAGAGAGGUGCUCCAGCUGCAGGAAGAAGCCAAGAACUUCAUCACCCCUGAAAAUAUAGAUGAGCGGAUUGAGGAGUGCCUAGACAACCCCCGCAACUACAAUUUUGCCAUUGAUAAGGAAGGAAGGAUAGCCAAGCGGAGCGUCUUGCCUUAGCAACUCAUACCAGAGGAGCCUGGGCGUCCCCGGUAUUCCCUGCCAGAGUGGUUCAGUGUCCUUUCCAUCCAGCUGCCAGAUUCACUUUGAGGGAACCAGGACUGGCUUGCUCAACUUCAUCAGUAGGACUGCUUUGAGACAUUCACCCUGAAAGAUGUAUAUCUUUGGGGUUUUAUACUUCCAGAACAUUGGUGCCCUUCUUGAAGACUUUGUUGCCGUUUUUCCGGAAUAAAAUAAUGGGUUUCUCUUA
Molecule: messenger RNA, 889 nt
Organism: Lacerta agilis (Sand lizard)
Lineage: Eukaryota; Metazoa; Chordata; Lepidosauria; Squamata; Lacertidae
Gene: MRPS26
Product: mitochondrial ribosomal protein S26
Exons: 4
Coding region: 16-639 (207 amino acids)
Cellular component (GO): mitochondrial small ribosomal subunit
Source: RefSeq, a predicted model, not a curated record